AUGGAAAAUGAAAAACUUGAGCACCGAUCAAUAAUGAAGUUUCUUAGAUUGGAAGGUCAUUCUCCAUCCAGUAUUUAUGAACGUAUGGUGGUAGUAUAUGGUGACCAUGCUCCAUCACAUACAACAGUUUUUGAAUGGGUUCAUAGUUUUAGAGAUGGACAAUUAAAUAUUGAAGAUGGUCCUAAAUGUGGUCGAGCAAUUAGUACAACAGAUGACAAAACUAUUAAAGGUGCGGAAUGUCUAAUUAUCGAAAAUCGUCGAAUUACAAUUGAGAAAAUAGCAGAUGCUCUUGGCAUUUCAACCGGCACGAUACAUGGCAUUAUACAUGAACAUUUCCAUAUGACUAAAGUUUCUUCAAGAUGGGUGCCACAUUUACUAACACCUGAUAAAAGACACGAACGUGUUCAAACAUGUCCAGAAGUUUUGGCUCGCUAUGCAAUCGAAUGA
Rotaria sp. Silwood2 is the source of this 447-nucleotide messenger RNA. Lineage: Eukaryota; Metazoa; Rotifera; Eurotatoria; Philodinida; Philodinidae. The record is from the annotation of a GenBank genome assembly.